GCGACGCAUUUAUUUUAUUUUUACCAAUAACAUUUUUUUUUGUAUUUUGCUGCUUUAAAGUACGCGCGCCGGCUGUUCAAAUAACAUACCUGCGCCUGAGGCGGAAGCACAAGCAAUAGCAGCCGCAGAGAUGAUGAUGAUGAUGUCGCCAGCAUUGGCAUCGGCAUCGGCAUCGGCGUCAGCGUCGACCGAUUGCAGCAGCAGCAGCAUGCAGGGCUCAACGACGAGCAGCGCCUCGAGUGAUGUGAUGACGCUGACCACUACAGCGGCAUCGUCGUGGUGCGCCAUGCCGGCCAGCACACGUUUGCGUGUGGUGCGGCUCGUACGGCCACAUCAGCGCCGGCUGCUGAUGGUGCCGGAACGCAGCGCCACAUUUGGCUUUGCGGUGCGCGGCGGCAAGGAGCAUGGCAUCGGGUUCUUCGUCUCGCACGUGGAGCACGGCGGCGAGGCGCAGCUGAAGGGUUUGCGCAUUGGCGACCAGAUCUUGCGCAUCAACGGCUAUCGACUGGAGGAUGCGGUCCACAAGGAGUUCAUCCAGCUGGUGGCCAGCCAGGAUCGAGUCACACUCAAAGUGCGAGGCGUGGGCAUGCUGCCAGUCAAGGACCAGCCGGAUGAGCGUCUGUCCUGGAGCGUGGUCAAGCUGCCCAGUGUGAGUGGGACACCAUCGGAGAGUUCAUUCAAGGCGACGACGGAACGACGCACGGCCAGCCGGGACAUCAAUGUGGUGCUGCAUGUGGCGCCGCGCACCAAACUGGGCCUGGGCAUUUGCAAGGGGCCCGAGUGGAAGCCGGGCAUCUUCGUGCAGUUCACCAAGGAGCGCAGCGUGGCCCGGGAGGCGGGUCUGCGGCCGGGCGAUCAAAUACUCAGCGUGAACAGCAUUGACUUCUCGGACGUGCUCUUCAGCGAGGCCGUCGCCGUCAUGAAGGGCUCCAGCAAGCUGGAUAUGGUGGUGCGCACCGCCGCCGGCUGUGAUCUGUUUCCCGGCGAAUCGAGCGGCUACAAUAGCUCAGCCAGCUCGGUCACUGGCGACCAGAGUCCAUGCUGGGCGGAUGCCAAAUCGAAACGGCUCACAGCAGUGCGCGAGGAGCCCACUCCAGCGGGUGGUGCAGCGGUGCAGGUGCACAAACAGCUAAACAAGACAAUUAUCAAGCUAACAGAGAAUGGCACCUCCAUCAACAGCACCUUCGUAGCCAAUGCCUGUGGCGCUCAGCAGCAGCAGCGUGAGCACGAGCAAACCCUGGAACAGCUGUCAGUCAGUCGCAGCACCACGAUGCGACGCAGCUGCUCGGUGGCUGCGCCUGCACCACCGCCGCCAGCUGCAGCAGGAGCAGCAGCAGCGCUCAGCAGCAGCAGUGCUGGCAGCAGUCUCUCCAGUGCCAUAACCGAGGAACUCAAGAAGCGCAAAGAGAAGCAACAGCAGCAGCAGCUGGUGGUGGGGCAGCGGAGCAGCCAAUUGAGUCGCGAUCGCGAUCGGCUUAGAGAUCGAGAUCAGCGAGCUGAAGAUCGACCACACAAUGGCGCUGGCAGCAGCCGCAGCAUUGCACAAGUGUCGCACAAACGCGAACGCAAUGCGGCGAGUGGUGCAGCCAGCGGCGGUGCGGGUGGUGCGGGUGGUGCGGCUGCCGCAGCAACUGCAACGGGCGAUCAGCACACGGCGCUGAUGGAUGAAUUUAAGCGCGCGCAUCAGCGCAUGUUUCGGAACGGGUUCCAUGAGAGCGAGCACAAGGAGCGCGGCGAGACGCUGAAACGCACUUCGAUUAUGCCCGAUGAUAGCUGCUAUCGCAACAACAACAACAACAACAGCAACAGCAGCAACAACAAUAGCAACAGCAGCAGCAAUAAUAUUGCCAACAACGGAAGCAAUCGCAUGUUGCUGCUUAAUGGCAACAGCAACAACAACAACAACAACAGCAACAGCAGCAGCAACGUGAAUGGAUCGCCGGAAUUGCCGCCGCCGCCACCUCAGUUUGCCAAUCCACAGCAGAAGCAGCAAGCGUCGCCGUCGCCGUCGCAGUCGAUAGCGCAGCCGCCCACACAGCUCAAGCUGAGCAUACCCAACGGCAAUGGCAACGGCCAACAGCUGACCGCUCGAAGCAAGCAGCUGAGCACAGCAUCAGCAGCAGCAUCGCCUCUGUCGCCGGUGCGCAGUCCCAGCGUGCAAAUGCGUGCGCCAGUAAUGCCGCAGCCCGACUACGAUGCAGCCACAGCAACGCCAGCAAAUGGCACUCAGCAGCGACGCACGCUGCGUCUGGGCACUGUGACCAUUGGAGAGUACAGCGGAGAGCAGCGCAGCAAGCGUGAGAUGCUGCGCAACACAAGUGCUGGCAGCGCUCAAACGAAUGGCAUACUCAAGAAUGGCAAUCGCAGCAGCAACAGCUUCAGCAAUAGCAACAGCAGCAGCGGCAGCAACAACAACCGCCAGCAGCACAAGCUGCGCCAGGAGCAGCAGCGACUGCAGCAGCAGAGCGUCGAGGAGAUGCGUCUGCUUCAGCAGCGUUUGCGCAUGCAGCGCCAGCAGGGCGUCGAGCAGAUGCGUCUGCUGCAGCAGCGGCAUCGCCAGCAGCGCCAGACGCUGCAGCAGCGCAUCGACGAGGAGGAGCGCAACGAUCGACAGCGUCGCAUCGAUCAUCAGCACAUUAUGCAGCUGCGCACGAACCGCGUGCAGUCCAGCAAGGACAGCGCGGACAUCAAGCAGCCGGCGCAGGGGCUGCUGAUGCCGCCCCGAUUUGUGGUGCCCGAGCUGCCGCUUUGGUAUAUGCCGCCCAAGCUCAGCUAUGAGGGCAUUCAGGCCAACAAGGAGGAGCUGCUCGCCGAGAACAAGCGCCGCCUGAACGCGCUCAAGGACUCGUUCAAUCUGGACAGGCGCGAGAACGAUAUCGUCUUCAAGCUCGAAAAUGACGACUUUGGCGCCAAUGGCAUCUCCACUGAGGAGGUGAUCGCCGAGAUCGAGGACCAGAUGAAGGAGGAAAUCGAGAUGGAGGAUGACAUCAACAGCGAUAUGCUCUACAUACCCACCAAUUUUUCGUUGAACGAAUGA
Molecule: messenger RNA, 3037 nt
Organism: Drosophila hydei
Lineage: Eukaryota; Metazoa; Arthropoda; Insecta; Diptera; Drosophilidae
Product: myb-like protein AA
Exons: 9
Coding region: 131-3037 (968 amino acids)
Biological process (GO): rhabdomere development
Cellular component (GO): stereocilium tip; cilium; stereocilia ankle link complex
Molecular function (GO): protein binding
Source: RefSeq, a predicted model, not a curated record